This is a messenger RNA of Python bivittatus (Burmese python), 774 nucleotides long. The record is from RefSeq and is a predicted model, not a curated record. Lineage: Eukaryota; Metazoa; Chordata; Lepidosauria; Squamata; Pythonidae.
UGUACAAAUUUUUGGUAGCUUCUGCGGUUUCUGCAAGAAUUCUCCCAGCAAACAAUCUCUAGGACACAUGAAAUAAAGAAGCAGAUGGACAGACUGAUUCAUGAAACUAAGAGUGUUGAUUGCCGCCUACACAAUGUCUUCAAUGGUUUCCUCAUGCUUUCAAAUAUGCAGUUCAUUGAAAAUAGAGUAUAUGAUGAUGAAAUGGAUGAACUCAUAUCCAAAACUGAAGGAGGAGACAAACCAGAACAGGAGAAAACCCGUGAACAGAAAGAAGCUGAUUUGAUUCCCAAGAUCCAGGAAGCCAUCAAUUUUGGGCUGCAGGUAUUAGACAGUGCCUUUGAACAACUGGACAUCAAAGCAGGGAACUCAGACUCUGAAGAAGAAACCAAUGAAAAGCUGGAACUAAUACUAGAGCCUAAGGAUCUUUACGUUGAUCGACCUUUGCCGUAUUUAAUUGGCUCCCAACUGUUUAUGGAACAAGAUGAUGUUGGGCUUGGUGAUCCUUCCAGUGAAGGUUCAGUGGAUGGUGACCAUGGAAGCCUGAUAGACAGUGAAGGAAAAGAAGAGGAAUUGGAAGAAUUUGGGACUAUAAGUGAUGAAGAUCAGAAACAGAGAAUAGUACUGAUGAGUGAUGAAGAUGAAGAUCUUUUUGGUGACUUUGAAAAAGGGGAAGAGGAAGAGGGUGACCUAGAAGAAAAUACAACAUUGGUAAGGAAUUGCUGCUCAACAUCACCAGUUUUAUGAGAAAGUGUUAAUAAAGCAUGUUAGUAAGAU